Molecule: messenger RNA, 1879 nt
Organism: Mugil cephalus (flathead mullet)
Lineage: Eukaryota; Metazoa; Chordata; Actinopteri; Mugiliformes; Mugilidae
Gene: gid4
Product: GID complex subunit 4 homolog
Exons: 6
Coding region: 197-886 (229 amino acids)
Biological process (GO): protein catabolic process in the vacuole; negative regulation of gluconeogenesis; proteasome-mediated ubiquitin-dependent protein catabolic process
Cellular component (GO): extrinsic component of membrane; GID complex
Source: RefSeq, a predicted model, not a curated record
GUUUCUAGCCAAUGAAAUUCGGGGACGCUGGAUUCUCAAAUGAAACGCUGCAGCCCCUCAACCAGCCGUCAGUUUCAUAGAAACCUCAGAUAUCUGAGGAAAGUUUGGACUCGGUGGCGUGCAGUUUGGCCGAGCCUCCUCUGUCAGCGCCCCAUUUCCUCCCCAAGCUGCGGUGUUGUGCUCGGUCGCAAAGUUAAUGACGGUUGCUGACGGAGGCACCUUAGCGCUCAUCAUGCCAGUCCGAGCGGAGUGCUACAGAGCGACCGGCUCGGCCUGCCCGUCCUCGGCCUCUCUUGUUCCCCCUGCCCCGAUCAACACCCACCAGCCGGGGGUGGCCACCUCGCUCCUGUACAGCGGCUCGCAGUUUCGCGGUUACCAGAAGAGCAAAGGCAACUCCUACGACGUCGAGGUCGUAUUGCAGCAUGUGACCGUGGAGGACUCGUAUUUGUGUGGAUACCUGAAGAUCAAAGGCCUGACUGAGGAGUAUCCCACCCUUACUACUUUCUUUGCUGGUGAAAUCAUCAGCAGAAAAAGGCCUUUUUUAACUAGGAAAUGGGACGCAGACGAGGAUGUGGACCGAAAGCACUGGAGCAAGUUCCAGGCUUUUUACAAGUACGCCAAAAACUUCAACUCGGACGACUUUGACUACGAAGCCCUGGAAAACAGUGAUUAUAUCUUCAUGAGGUGGAAGGAGCAGUUUCUAGUUCCGGACCACACCAUCAAAGACAUCAGCGGGGCCUCGUUCGCCGGCUUCUACUACAUUUGCUUCCAGAAGUCCACAGCCACUAUUGAAGGCUUCUAUUACCAUAGGAGCUCAGAGUGGUACCAGUCUCUAAGCCUAAACCAUAUUCGAGAGCACAGUAUGCCUAUUUAUGAAUUCCGGUGACAUGAAUGCACAGGAACAGUGAGUGAAGUAAGGGACAGCUCCUUCUGCCCUGCGCUUAAAUGGGAUGGGAGGGCCUUUGAAUGCCAAGGACCCGAGGUGACCGGUUUUCCUCGCCACGCUGGAAAAGAAACGAGUGGUCAGAAGCUCUUCUGCUGCAGCGAAGGAAAGAAGGCACAGAGGAGGAAGAGGGGGAAAGAUCAGUGAGAUGUGGCCAGCUCUCACAGUCGCCGCAGAGAUGAAUUGAAAACUUAAUUCGUCUUUGAUUUCUUUUUGUAUGUUUUUUUUUUUUUAAUAUUCCACCUCAUUUAUUUGCACUCAAAUCUGUCUCUGUAGUCGGACAUCAAAAUACAUCCUUAAGGGGAAUAAACAGAAAUGGCUUUCAAUUAGGGGGCUGCAGAAGAAAGAAUAUAUAAAUUAUAAAGCUGUGUGGGAAGAUGCUUUUCUUAAAUGAGAGUUUAUUUAUUUUCGUUUUAAAUAUCCAGUAUCUUUAUUAAUCUUUUAAGCCCCAAAGUGAUUAAUGGUGGCGCUGAGGUCGGAGGAGACACUACGAUGAGCAAGAAUCUAUUUUUUUUUGUUGAUUGUUCAGGGAUGGUAUGUUCGUUUAUGAUGUUAAGACAAUAUAAUAUAGAUAUAACUGCAACGCUGACAGUGAUAGAGAUAGAACUGACAGAGAGAACGGGUCUUUUAUAAGCCGCAACUACUUCAUAUCAGAUGUUCUCUAUGCAAGCCAAAGAUCACUUGAUGGGUAGAAUUCCUUAAGCCGUCUACAUUUUUUUCUGGCCGUGGCACAGUGCCGUGUUCUGAUCCUUUAUAUCGAUCUUUUUAAUUAUGUUUUACUGCCGAUAAUGGAUUGCUUCCUCGGUGGGGAGUGUGAUAUUAUUAUUAUAUUGAUUGGAAACCAUGUGAUUCAUGGAGAGUUACACGAGAGGGUGACGGAGGAUAUGCUGCCUUACUACUUGAAAUGUUUGUAAGUGGUUUUUUUAAGAUGGACAG